Molecule: messenger RNA, 1152 nt
Organism: Exophiala bonariae
Lineage: Eukaryota; Fungi; Ascomycota; Eurotiomycetes; Chaetothyriales; Herpotrichiellaceae
Exons: 2
Coding region: 1-1152 (383 amino acids)
Source: RefSeq, a predicted model, not a curated record
AUGUCCAUCCAGGAGCAAUCCCUUUUCUUUGAGAAGCUUCCGCCCGAGAUUCGGCUCAAGAUUUACAAGUAUGUGAUCGAUAGCGCAAUAGGCCUCUACGAUCGAGAAUGGAUUUGGGAUGAAGGCGAGAAGGGAGACGAAAUAGUCCCGAAGGAUGGCCUCAGAUUUGAUGGGCUUCAAUUGCUCAGGGCUUCCAAGAAAUUGUUCCACGAAUCGGUUGCAUACGCCAACAGCACUUUGCAAGAGGUGAAAUGCUCCAGCGACUGGUUUGAUUUAGUUAAUGGAGACAACAAUGUAUGGCAGUUCUUCGGGCGGUUCCCUCCAGUCCUUUGUCACCGCCUGAUGAAGGUCGUGAUGUUUGCUUCAAAUCUGGAUGUUGAACAACUCCCACUUUCAGUGAAUUGGCAGGAUAGUUUUAGUCCCAAGAGUCACCAUUUCCCAAACUUGCGAGUGGUUGAAGUCUGGAAGGAUGUUGGCCGUGGGUUUUCGAUGACACAGACAAGCGGCUUCUGUGACCAUGUCGCAAACCUACUUUUGUGCCCAGAUGGGCCUCAAAACUUUGGCGUCGACCACGCUUUCAUCCAGAAAACGACCUUCGGUCCGAAUUUCAUCCAUCCUCAACUCGCUGAUUUCUUUCAUACCAACAAUUUCAUUGUGCAUGUGAAGAUCAAUUUAAGGGUUUCCGUAUGGGAGCAGUACGGAGGUUGGCCAUACCGGCAUGGUUGGCGUAAAAUAUGGAUCGAUGACUACUUCAAGCAUACUUUGGUGUGGACCGAAGAUCAUGUUGCUCUAAUAGAUUGUCCUGAUAUGAGGCAGGAGCACUGGUACCCAGAAUGGGUUGCUUCGCCUCGAUAUCAGCGGGAGUUCGAUUUCCUCCUGGACCGCGACGACAUUGAUAUGAAUACUCUUUUCGUUAUAUGUAUUGAUGAUGCAACCGGAGAAUGGGGCAACGACAGGCAUGACCGGAAAUGCGAAAGCUGGUCUGACGAGGAUGAAGGAGGGAGACGAGUGUUGCAUCGGUUCAAAAUGCCCCGCGGUUCGGACAAAUCGUGCGAUACUAGCAUCCGAGACAUUUUGGUCACCGGAGAGCUCAGUAUUCAGGAUUCUGGGCUAGAAGAGCAGACCGAGGUAGUUUAUUCACGGUAUGGAUGA